Messenger RNA from Lathyrus sativus (Indian pea), 201 nucleotides. The record is from the annotation of a GenBank genome assembly. NCBI's taxonomy places the organism in Eukaryota, Viridiplantae, Streptophyta, Magnoliopsida, Fabales, Fabaceae.
AUGCCCUCAAUUUCAUUUCAUUUCAUUUACGCCAGCAAAAACAACAAGACAAGUACGAGUUGUUCUUCACCUUCCUUCACCAUCAUCAUUCUCUCCAAUUCCUCUUCCUGCUCCGCAACUUCACUAGAUCCCCACUCACUCAAUUCAAUCCAGAUUCAUAGAUUCUCCUUCAUCGAUCGACUUGCACCUUCUGGGUUUUGA